UGGGCUCAUGGGAAAUGUAGUACGAUUGUCUGCAACAUGGCGGCGUCCAGCUGGAUGCCAGGUACCCCAGACUGUAGAUGAAAGUCUUUCUGACUCCAAGACAUGCAGUAUUCCUAUGAAUAUCAAUCAUAAAGGUGUUUUGAAACUCAGUAAAAUGGAGAAGAAGUUCUUAAGAAAACAGAGUAAAGCCAGGCAUGUGUUGCUGAAACAUGAAGGAAUCCAGGCAGUGUCUUAUCCUACUCAGAGCCUGGUUGUUGCCAAUGGUGGUCUGGGUAAUGGCGUGAGUAGGAAACAACUGCUCUUGACUUUAGAGAAAUGUGGACCCGUGGAGGCGCUCCUCAUGCCACCUAAUAAGCCAUAUGCAUUUGUAAUAUUCCAAACUGUUGAAGAAUCCAAGAAAGCCUAUUCUACCCUCAAUGGAAAAGAAAUCAUUGAUGAUUUGGGGCAGAAGAUCUUUCUGUACUUGAAUUUUGUUGAAAAAGCACAAUGGAAAAAAAUAGGACUUCAAGCCUUACCUCCAGGCCUUUUGGUGGUAGAAGAAAUUAUUUCUUCUGAGGAGGAGAAAAUGCUUUUGGAAAUUGUUAAUUGGACAGGAGAUACAGGCAAUCAGAAUUUUCAAAGAUCCUUAAAACACAGAAGAGUAAAACAUUUUGGUUAUGAAUUUCACUAUGAGAGCAACACUGUGGAUAAAGAUAAGCCCUUACCUGGGGGUCUUCCUGAGAUUUGCAGUAGCAUUUUGGAGAGAUUGUUGAAAGAAGGUUAUAUUAAACAUAAACCAGACCAGUUGACUAUAAAUCAAUAUGAGCCUGGGCAUGGAAUUCCUGCCCAUAUUGACACGCAUUCUGCAUUUGAAGAUGAGAUUAUUUCUCUCAGUUUGGGGUCAGCGAUUGUUAUGGAUUUCAAGCACCCAGAGGGUGUCACAGUACAAGUUAUGUUACCUCGUCGGAGUUUACUGGUGAUGACAGGAGAAUCUAGAUACCUUUGGACUCAUGGAAUUACACCUCGAAAAUUUGACACUGUCCAAGCAUCUGAGCAGUUCAAAGGUGGAAUAAUCACCAGUGACAUCGGGGACUUGACUUUAAGCAAGAGGGGACUGCGGACCUCGUUCACCUUUAGGAAAGUGAGGCGGGUGCCCUGCAAUUGUAGUUACUCCUCAGUCUGCGACAGACAGAGGAAGGCCUCUCCUCCGUCCCUUCCGGAGAGCAGUAAAGAAGCAUUGGAGCUAGAGCAAAAGCAUGUCCAUCAUGUGUACGAUGAGAUUGCGAGUCACUUCAGCAGCACGAGGCAUAGCCCAUGGCCACGCAUUGUAGAGUUCCUGAAAGCUUUGCCAAGUGGUUCCAUAGUGGCCGACAUUGGAUGUGGAAAUGGAAAGUACCUUGGCAUCAACAAGGAGUUAUAUAUGAUUGGGUGUGACCGUAGCCAGAACCUUGUGGACAUUUGUAGAGAGAGGGAGUUCCAGGCCUUAGUCUGCGAUGCACUGGCUGUUCCUGUCAGAAGCGGGUCCUGUGAUGCUUGCAUCUCUAUUGCUGUCAUUCACCACUUUGCAACUGCAGAGCGCAGAGUGGAAGCUCUCCAAGAACUUGCCCGUCUCCUGAGACCUGGUGGGCAGGCCCUUAUUUAUGUCUGGGCAAUGGAACAAGAAUAUAAAAAUCAGAAGUCCAAGUAUCUUAAAGGAAACAGAAUUAGCCAAGGAGAUAAAGAUAAGCUAAACAGUGACACAUCCACGGAGGAACUGGUGGUAAAUCAAAUGCCUGAGGGAGUCAGUGAAGACCCAGCACUGUCUGUCCACCCCAGUAAUAACACCAAGGAAGAAGAGUAUAAGUCAAGGAAAGUUCCUAAGUCUGAGCUUCCUAUUCAUACAAAUCGGACCCGUUUUCAUUCCCAAGAUGUGCUGGUUCCCUGGCACCUCAAGGGAAACCCUGGCAAAGACAAAGCUGUUGAACCAUCUGGCCUAGCAGGAUGUCCUGACCCAAGUCCCGUGUUUCAUCGUUAUUACCAUGUUUUCUGUGAUGGAGAACUGGAAGCUUCCUGCCAGGCUGUGGGUGAUGUUAGCAUUCUGCAGAGCUAUUACGAUCAAGGGAAUUGGUGUGUUGUUCUUCAAAAGGUCUGAUCAUUUAUCUGAACAUAUCAUGUGUAAGGGGAAAAAAUGCCUUUUCAAAAAUCUGUUUUUGAAAAGAAAACUAAGUUAUCUGUUUAAAUAAUGAGGAAAUUUGGGGAAUGUUAACAAAUGAGAACUGAAAACAGAGAUACUUAGGAAACAUUUGGUCUGUUCCCAUUAUCUGACUUCAUAAAUGUAGGUUCCUCUUAUAUGUCUUGUAAGUACAGAGUAUGGUGUUUGACAUUAACUUGUGAAAAGUCUGUGAUGUUUGUGUAAGUGUAUAUAUAGCAUUUGAAG
Messenger RNA from Arvicanthis niloticus (Nile rat), 2395 nucleotides. Lineage: Eukaryota; Metazoa; Chordata; Mammalia; Rodentia; Muridae. The record is from RefSeq and is a predicted model, not a curated record.